Messenger RNA from Cladophialophora immunda, 2534 nucleotides. RefSeq lists its product as uncharacterized. NCBI's taxonomy places the organism in Eukaryota, Fungi, Ascomycota, Eurotiomycetes, Chaetothyriales, Herpotrichiellaceae. The transcript is spliced from 2 exons. The record is from RefSeq and is a predicted model, not a curated record. The coding region runs from base 728 to 1939 and encodes 403 amino acids.
CAAAUGCAAGGCUAACGGUUCGUUUGCAUGGCCGCUGGAUGCACAAAUCCACAGACAAAACAAUAAAAUCCCUCUUUCGACAAUUCCUCGAGUUUCAUCGUCCUCAGACAUCCAUCUGCCUCGUGGCCGCCCUCCCCCUGCUCGCCCGCGCAAACCCUCCUCCUCCUACUCCCAUCCUCGUCCACCACAAGCAUCAUCUGACUCUAUUUAAAUCCCGACUAUUGCUCCUCCUAAUUACGCCAUCCCACGCCAUCUCCAGCUUUUGUCCUACUGCCGAGAACCGAACCAUCCCCCGCCCUCAGCCUGCUGCCACCUGCCACCUGCCAUUGACGGCCCGGGCCUGGAAAGCCCCCGGUCAAGGUCUCGAACUCCUGUCCCUCAGUGGCUUCAAAUCCCUCCUCGUGUGGCCUGUUUGAGGCUUGGAGCCACUUUUCCCUCCCCCCUCAUCCUCGUCCACAGGUCUCAUCUGUGGAUUCUCGAGCCCGCUGUUUCCGGCGUCGACGUCAAAAGCAGAGGCUAUUGUUGAUACCUAAUUUGGCCCAAGGUCAACAGGGACCCUCCUUCCUCUGGCACCUGCCAGUUUCACCCUCCAACUGAGCAGGAGCUGAUCAUUAAAAAGCCAUUUCUCUGUCUUCAGCGUCCUCUCCCCAACCCUCCCAGGCGUUCAGCGUUUCCUUGUUCUCGUCUUCUUGCGCCUUGCCAUCUGCUAGAUUAUUCUGUUGCGGCCAUGUCCGACCAGAACGGGACACUCAAUGGCACCUCCAAACCGUCAGUGUUGAUAGUGGGGGGUCUCGGAUACAUUGGUCGCUUUCUGUCAAAAUACAUCCAUACGCAGAACCUAGCCUCCUCCGUUCGCCUCGUUGACAAGGUCCUCCCCCAGCUCGCCCAUCUUGCUCCCGAAUUCAGCGAAGCAUGCUCCCCAGACAAGUUCAUACAGGCCGAUGCCUCUCGCGAGACCUCGAUGGCUCGUAUCUUCGAGCAUCCCGAUGGGCCUGACAAAGCCUGGGACUUUGUCUUCAACUGCGCUGGCGAGACGGCUUGGUCCCAGACGUCGGAAAUAUACAAACUGCGCUCCUGGCAGCUGAGUGUGACGCUGGCGAACGAGGCAGCCAAACGCCGCGUGAAGUCCUUCGUUGAGGUCAGCACAGGCAUGGUGUAUGCUCCGAAUCGUGCCCCGCGAAACGAGCAAGACAAGUUGAAGCCGUGGCUGAAACUGGCCAAGGUGAAGCUAGAAGCGGAACAAGAGCUAUCGAGAAUACCGGGUUUGAACUUGAUCAUCCUGCGUCUGGCGCAUGUCUAUGGACAGUAUGAUUCGAAAUUCAUUGCCAAAGGACUAUGUCUGGCUCGGGUCUAUCAGGAACAGCAAAAGGAGCUGAAAUGGCUCUGGACUGAGGACUUGAGGAUCAACACGGUUCAUGUGGAAGACGUUGCGCGAGCCUUGUGGGCAGCGGCAGAGUGGAGGUCACAGAAUUCAACUAUCCCGUCAUCUUCUUCUCCUACAAUCACUCGGAGACCGACACUCACCAAGGGAGAGGACGCCCCAAGCGGCAACGUACCCAUCUUCAACAUUGUCGACCACGGUGAGACGAGCCAGGGUAAAUUUGCCGACAUUGUUUCCAAGGUUUUCGACAUCAAGACCGGGUUCCAGGGAACGAUCAUAUCCUCUUUCGCAAAGAUGAAUCUCGAGCACGUCGUCGAUGAUCUAAACGAGGACAUCCUUCAGCCGUGGGCCGAUAUGCUCGAGAAAAAUGGCAUCACGAAACCUGGCCCCCUCAGUCCUUUCUUGGAAAAGGAGUUGCUCAAAGACACAGACCUGAGUCUCGACGGCAGUCUGUUCGAACGCGUCGUGGGCUUCAACUACGAGCGUCCCGAAGGCCUGACGGUGGAAGGUGUGAAAGAGAUGAUUUCAAGUUAUGAGAAGAUGGGCUGGUGGCCCUGAUGCGUGUUUCUUUCAAGCGUCUUUCCUCGCAUUCCAGCCUCAUACUCGUAUCAAAGCACGGACGCAACUAUUUUGGGACUUUAUCGCUUUUCCCCUCGGGUUCACCUUACCCAGGUGUAUAUGCUUUUGGGACAUCGGUUGCCGAGAAGGCCUUCUAGUGUCAUUCACCUUUUCAGUCAAAACAUGCAUUCACGGCCUUCAGACAUUCUAUUCCAGCCAAGAACGAAACCAGAAACCGAAACGAAACAACCUCUACGCUGAGGAUUACGCUGUACAUAAUGAACGAGAAGAAUGUUGGACGAGCGAAGUGAGCGCCUUUUGCAGACAGAGCUUAAUCGUGUGAUUGAGGGUACAGGAGCAUUAUUAUUAGUAUUACUGGGCAUGGUAGGAUAAGGUAGAUAUUCUGCUGUAAUGGAGGCCGGUUGUAUCCUGAAAGAAAAGCAGACAAAUGCCUCUCGAGCCGCGCCUGUCGAGCCGCUCGCUGCCGAAGAAGUUACCGCACCUUGACAUCUUGAUGUGACUGCAGUGCCACCAUUUCUUCUCUUGACCCUCCCUCCAACCCUCAGGAAUGGUACCAAUCAUCGAGCCAUCAAGC